Molecule: messenger RNA, 1623 nt
Organism: Pteropus alecto (black flying fox)
Lineage: Eukaryota; Metazoa; Chordata; Mammalia; Chiroptera; Pteropodidae
Gene: DNAAF11
Product: leucine rich repeat containing 6
Exons: 13
Coding region: 1-1623 (540 amino acids)
Biological process (GO): outer dynein arm assembly
Cellular component (GO): cytoplasm
Molecular function (GO): protein binding
Source: RefSeq, a predicted model, not a curated record
AUGGAGUCGGAGAAUCCUAGUUUGAAAAACAAACUCCCUGCCCUCAACUGGCUCUCGGUCUCGAAAAUGAUGCAGUAUAGAGUGCAGAACUUUGCUAAAUACGCUGAAAAGCUUUGUGGAAGCAAACACAGCAUGGCAACCUCCAGUAUUUCAGAAACCUUCUCCUGCCCUUUGCCUCCCUACUUCGCAAGUCAUUUUCUUGGCACUCCCUCGAUCACAGAAGAUCUUAUUAGACGGAAUGCAGAGCACAACGACUGUGUGAUUUUUUCCCUGGAGGAGCUCUCCUUGCAUCAGCAAGAAAUAGAAAGACUAGAGCACAUCGACAGAUGGUGCCGGCACUUGAAAAUCCUCUACCUUCAAAACAAUCUCAUUGGGAAAAUCGAAAAUGUCAGCAAACUCAAGGAACUUGAAUAUUUGAAUUUAGCUUUAAACAACAUUGAAAAAAUUGAAAAUUUGGAAGGAUGCGAAGAGCUGACAAAACUUGACUUGACUAUAAAUUUCAUCGGCGAGCUGAGCAGCAUUAAAAGCCUUCAGCACAACAUCCACCUGAAGGAGCUGUUUCUCAUGGGAAACCCAUGUGCAGACUUCGAUGGCUACAGGCAGUUCGUGGUGGCUACUCUUCAGCAGUUAAAGUGGUUGGAUGGUAAAGAAAUAGAACGUUCAGAAAGGAUUCAGGCAUUACAGAACUUUCCAGUAAUUGAACAACAAAUCAGAGAGCAGGAGAAAGCUUACUUCCUCAAACGAGCCAAAGACAAGGAAGAAGCUCAGCGGAAGCUGCAGGAAGAGCAUGAAAAAGAAGCAGAGGAAAGUCACCCAGGCUCUGAUGGACGUUGGUACGUGGGAACACAGACAUUGGCCUCAUCUUCUCUAGAGAAUCACGAGUACCUCCGGGCACCAGAGAUGCAAGAUGGGGAACAAAACAAAAAGAAACUGGCUGACGGCGAAGAUGACCUGGAAUUCUGGAAUAAGCCCUCUUUGUUUACUCCUGAAUCUAGACUGGAAACUCUUAGACAUGUGGAAAAACAACGGAAAGACCAAGAAAAAUUAAGAGAGAAAAAGAAGAAAGCGAAACCACCCAGGACUUUGAUCACUGAAGACGGGAAAGCCCUCAACGUGAACGAGCCCAAACUCGACUUCUCUUUGAAAGAUGAUGAAAAGCGUAACCAGAUCAUCCUGGAUCUUGCCGUGUACAGGUAUAUGGAUACCUCGUUAAUUGAUGUUGAUGUGCAACCAACUUACGUGCGAGUAACGGUCAAAGGAAAGCCAUUUCAGCUUGUCCUGCCAGCAGAAGUCAAACCUGAUAGCAGUUCUGCUAAAAGAUCUCAGACAACUGGGCAUUUGGUAAUCUGCAUGCCCAAGGUGGGAGAAGUAAUCACGAGGGGCCAGCAGACCGCCAAGCCCGUGAAAUGUACGCCGGACAGCAGCCGAGAGCAAGCAAGCCAAAGAAGCAAGCAAAUUGAAAAACUAGAAGUGGAUCCCAGCAAGCAUUCCUUCCCCGAUGUGGCUAACAUCGUUCAAGGAGAGACACGCACGCCCAGAAGGGUCCGAUCGGAACCCAAAAUUAUACCAAGUGAGGAAGAUCUGGACUUUGAAGAUAACCCUGACGUGCCUCCGCUGAUCUGA